Messenger RNA from Lontra canadensis (Northern American river otter), 2530 nucleotides. RefSeq names its product taste 1 receptor member 2 (gene TAS1R2). The transcript has 6 exons. The coding region runs from base 1 to 2517 and encodes 838 amino acids. Gene Ontology annotation, cellular component: membrane; sweet taste receptor complex. Lineage: Eukaryota; Metazoa; Chordata; Mammalia; Carnivora; Mustelidae. The record is from RefSeq and is a predicted model, not a curated record. Gene Ontology annotation, biological process: sensory perception of sweet taste; G protein-coupled receptor signaling pathway. Gene Ontology annotation, molecular function: sweet taste receptor activity; G protein-coupled receptor activity.
AUGGGACCCCAGGCCAGGGUGGUCUGCUCCCUGUUCAUCCGGCUGCGGGUCCUGGCUGUGCCGGCUGAGAACUCAGACUUCUACCUGCCUGGGGAUUACCUCCUGGGUGGUCUCUUCUCCCUCCAUGCCAACGUGAAGGGCAUCGUCCACCUCAACUUCCUGCAGGUGCCCCAGUGCAAAGAGUAUGAAAUGAAGGUGCUGGGCUACAACCUGCUGCAGGCCAUGCGCUUUGCGGUGGAGGAGAUCAACAAUCAGAGCAGCCUGCUACCAGGCGUGCUGCUGGGCUACGAGAUGGUGGACGUCUGCUACAUCUCCAACAACAUCCAGCCCGUGCUCUACUUCUUGGCUCGGGAAGAUUAUUCCUUGCCCAUCCAGGAGGACUACAGCCACUAUGUGCCCCGCGUGGUGGCCGUCAUCGGCCCCGACAACUCCGAGUCCACCACAAUCGUGGCCCACUUCCUCUCCCUCUUCCUCCUUCCCCAGAUCACCUACAGCGCCAUGAGUGACGAGCUGCGUGACAAGAACCGCUUCCCCUCCUUGCUGCGCACGGUGCCGGGCGCGGACCACCAGACCGAGGCCAUGGUGCAGCUCAUGCUUUACUUCCGCUGGAACUGGAUCAUCCUGCUGGUGAGCAGCGACGACUACGGCCGCUACAAUGGCCAGCUGCUCAACGAUCGCCUGGCCACCCGCGACAUCUGCAUCGCCUUCCAGGAGACGCUGCCCAUGCCGCAGCCCAACCGGGAGGUGACGCAGUGGGAGCGCCAGCGCCUGGAGGCCAUCGUGGACAAGAGACAGCAGAGCUCAGCACACAUCGUGGUCCUGUUCUCGCCCAACCUGGCCCUGCACAACUUCUUCCGUGAGGUGCUCCGCCAGAACUUCACGGGCGCUGUGUGGAUCGCUUCUGAGUCCUGGGCCAUCGACCCGGUCCUGCACAACCUGACCGAGCUGUGCAACACGGGCACCUUCCUGGGCAUCACCACCCAGAGCGUGCCCAUCCCGGGCUUCAGCGAGUUCCGCACGCGCCCGCCCCCCCAGGCUGGGCCACCCGCACCCAACAGGACUAGCCUGGGGGCCACCUGCAAGCAGGAGUGCGACACCUGCCAGGACACCACCGCGUCCUUCAACACCAUCCUCACACCGUCCGGCGAGCGCGUGGUCUACAGCGUGUACUCGGCUGUCUACGCCGUGGCCCAUGCUCUACACAUUGUCCUCCGCUGCACCCAGACCACCUGCUCCAAGAGGGUGGUCUACCCUUGGGAGCUACUUCAGGAAAUCUGGAAGGUCAACUUCACCCUCCUGGGCCACGAAAUCUUUUUUGACAAGCAAGGGGACCUGCUCAUGAGCCUGGAGGUCAUCCAAUGGCAAUGGGACCUGAACCAGAACCCGUUCCUGAGCAUUGCCUCCUACUACCCUGCGCUGCGGCAGCUGAAGAUGGGCCACAACGUGUCCUGGCACACCGCCAACAACACGAUCCCAGUGUCCAUGUGUUCCAAGGACUGCCAGUCUGGGCAAAGGAAGAAGCCCAUAGGCAUCCAUCCCUGCUGCUUCGAGUGUCUUGACUGCCUUCCUGGCACCUUCCUCAACCGAACUGCAGAUGAAUAUGACUGCCAGUCCUGCCCAAGGUACGAGUGGUCCCAUAGGAAUGACACGUCCUACUUCAAGCGGCGGCUGGCCUUCCUCGAAUGGCAUGAGGCCUCCACCAUCAUCGUGGCCAUGCUGUCCUUCCUGGGCUUCCUCAGCACCCUGGCCAUCGUGGUGGUCUUCUGGAGACACCUGCACACGCCCAUGGUUCGCUCCGCCGGGGGCCCCAUGUGCUUCCUGAUGCUGGUGCCACUGCUGCUGGCCUACGCCAUGGUCCCCACGUACGUAGGGCAGCCCACGUUCUUCACGUGCCUCUGCCGCCAGACCUUCUUCACCCUCUGCUUCACCAUCUGCAUCUCCUGCAUCACCGUGCGCUCAUUCCAGAUCGUCUGCAUUUUCAAGAUGGCCCGGCGCCUCCCGCGCGCCUAUGGCUACUGGUUGCGCUACCACGGGCCCUAUGUCUUCGUGGCGUCCUUCACGGCGCUCAAGGUGGUCAUCAUGGUGGGCAACGUGCUGGCCAUGAGCGCCAGCCCUACCGCCCGCCCCGACCCUGAUGACCCCAAGAUCAGGGUUCUGUCCUGCAACUACCGCAAGGCGCUGCCGUUCAGCACCAGCCUGGACCUGCUCCUGUCCGUGGCCGGCUUCAGCUUCGCCUACAUGGGCAAGGAGCUGCCCUCCAACUACAACGAGGCCAAGUUCAUCACUUUCUGCAUGACCUUCUACUUCACCUCCUCCAUCUCCCUCUGCACCUUCAUGUCUGUCUACGAGGGGGUCUUGGUCACCAUCCUGGACCCCUUGUUCACCGUGCUCAACCUUCUGGGCAUCAGCUUGGGCUACUUUGGUCCCAAAAGCUACAUGGUCCUCUUCUACCCGGAGCGCAACACACAAGUCUAUUUCAGCAGCAUGAUUCAGGGCUACACCAUGGGGAAGGACUAGUUCCAACUGUGGG